AUGAGGGAGCAGUCAGAUGUGUCCUCACAGAUUGAUACCCAGUUGGUGUGUACAGGAGGAGGUUGGCGGGGGGUCCGUAGGGACGACUCAGAGAAGGGGACCCCCAAACGCCUCCACGUCUCCAACAUUCCCUUCCGCUUCAGAGACCCUGACCUCCGGCAGAUGUUUGGGCAAUUUGGAAAGAUCCUCGACGUAGAGAUCAUAUUCAACGAGAGGGGAUCGAAGGGUUUUGGCUUUGUGACGUUUGAGACGAGUGCAGACGCUGAGAAGGCCAGAGCUGCUCUCCACGGAACUCUGGUGGAAGGACGCAAGGUUGAGGUCAACAACGCCACAGCCAGGGUGAUGACCAAUAAGAAAAUGGUCACCCCAUAUUCUAAUGGAGGAGAGGGGCUCGCCGCUCUACCUUAUGGGCUACUAAAUGCCAACUCCCCUACAGCUGGGUGGAAGUUGAGUCCAAUGGUUGGAGCCAUGUACAGUCCAGAGCUCUAUACAGUCCCUGGCUUCCCUACUGUUCUUUUGUGUAGACUAACUCUUUGUUCUUUUUUGCCUCUCUCUGAUUUCUCUGGCCUGCCCACCUACCCCGGGGCUCGUGGCCGUGCCCAUCCGUCGGUCUACGGUGCUGUCAGGGCAGCCCUACCCCAGCAAGCUAUACCUACAUACCCAGGUGUGAUGUAUCAGGAAGGGUUUUACGGUGCAGCAGACCUCUAUGGUGGCUAUGCUGCGUAUCGCUACGCUCAGCCGACUGCGGUAGCUGGUCCUGCAGGAGCAGCGGCUGCCGCAGCAGCUGCCUACAGUGAUGGCUACGGACGGGUGUACACGACAGACCCUUACCACGCUGCACUGAACCCUGCUGCAGCCUACGGUGUAGGAGCUAUGGCCACACUGUACAGGGGAGGCUACAGUAGAUUUGCGCCCUACUAAAGAUAACCACAUUUCCCAGGAGCUCUCUCAUCCUGUUUGAACAAUCUAUAAAAGAGCUCCCUCUGCUGUCCAGGAUGGAGAUUGCAACACGUUGACGCAAGUUUGUCGCCUACCAUGGAAACAUUUAUAUUUCAAAAUCUCCUGCUGUCCACUCUUUUUUCGCUUCAAACAAAAAUAGGAAUGCCGUUUUAAAGACUGGUAGAAAGCCUUGACAAAGAAAAGAAAA
Oncorhynchus nerka (sockeye salmon) is the source of this 1147-nucleotide messenger RNA. Its product is annotated as RNA binding protein fox-1 homolog 2-like. Gene Ontology annotation, molecular function: mRNA binding. The record is from RefSeq and is a predicted model, not a curated record. Gene Ontology annotation, biological process: regulation of alternative mRNA splicing, via spliceosome; nervous system development. NCBI's taxonomy places the organism in Eukaryota, Metazoa, Chordata, Actinopteri, Salmoniformes, Salmonidae. Gene Ontology annotation, cellular component: cytoplasm; nucleus.